AUGAACAUGCUCGGAUUUCAUUCUGGGUCUGACGGCAAAAAGGAGUACAGCCUGUCAAUUAUUCGCGCUAUCUGUCAAAGCGCAGGAUUUGACUCGACUUCCAAGACCAGCCCAUAUCUCUUGACUGACUUCAUGGAGAGUGAUGAAAGCGUCAUUGAACCUCGUGAAGAAUCCGGUAUGACGACGCAGCCUGUCGACGACGUGGGAAAUUCUACACAGGACCCUGGAGAUGGAAGCAAUGAUCACGUUGAUGCGACCGCCAACAGCGAUGACGGGGACAGUGAAGAUCAAGAUGAUGGAGAUUUCGGUGAACAAGCCAUCGUCGCAUACCUCAAUACCUUCAUGGCAUGA
Molecule: messenger RNA, 351 nt
Organism: Fusarium fujikuroi IMI 58289
Lineage: Eukaryota; Fungi; Ascomycota; Sordariomycetes; Hypocreales; Nectriaceae
Exons: 2
Coding region: 1-351 (116 amino acids)
Source: RefSeq, a predicted model, not a curated record